Messenger RNA from Funneliformis geosporum, 852 nucleotides. Lineage: Eukaryota; Fungi; Glomeromycota; Glomeromycetes; Glomerales; Glomeraceae. The record is from the annotation of a GenBank genome assembly.
AUGCAACAACAAGAAAAAGUUGUCAUUGUUGAAGACUUAAAAUCCUCUGAUAAAUGUAGUAAUAAUAACAUUAUAGAAAAUGGCAGUAACAACGAUGAUGAAAUUCAAGAAUUCAUGAAUGAACUUCGUCCGUUAUAUCCUCCCAUUCUAACUCCUGAAUCACUGAUUCCAAAAUUUUCUAAUUCUUCAAGGAAACUUUCAGGAAAGUUCAAUAAUAAACGAAAGAAAGAACCCAGUGUAAAAUUUCCUAAUGCAUUUAUUGCUUAUCGUAUGGAAUUUUGUAAACAAUUAAAGAAUAAAAGAAUUUGUUUGACCAUGCAAGACGUUUCUUAUUUUGCCAGUAAAUUAUGGAAAAAAGAACCAUGUAGUGUUAAAAAAACUUAUACUCAAUUAGCAAAUGACGCUAAAUUACUUUAUGAAAAACCGAACGUGAAAGAUCUGGAUCUUGUCACGUCUCCUUUGAGUUCUUUGAAUUCAUCGCCUGUUCAAGUUAAUAGUAAUUUAAAGGACGCGCAACAAAUAUUUCCUAUAAAGGAUCAACAGAAUCUCAUCGAAGCCGAUUCUUCAAUAAAUGCGGCACAAACCAUAUACAUUGAACAAAAUUUAUCUCCCAUUGCCCCUCCGUAUAAUAUUUUAUUUAAUCUUCCUUCCGAAGAGUAUAUUACGCCAACACCUGUGCUCCCACAAAGUUAUCUUCCACCGGAUCUCUUUCAAUAUGUUCAUUAUAGUAUACCAGAUUUAAAACAUCGUAUACAUUGUUUAGAAACUGAAAAGGAAUUUUUAAAUAACGUAGUAAAUUAUUUACAAUAUGAUACAAAAUAUUCUAUUCAAUAUGCUGGACAAUAUUGGUAA